This is a messenger RNA of Paramecium tetraurelia, 1122 nucleotides long. RefSeq lists its product as uncharacterized. The record is from RefSeq and is a predicted model, not a curated record. The transcript has 3 exons. NCBI's taxonomy places the organism in Eukaryota, Ciliophora, Oligohymenophorea, Peniculida, Parameciidae.
AUGAAUGUAUGUUCCAAUUUCACAUUGUCCUUGACAGGAGGUUUCUAAGAGUGUCGAAAUUGCGGAAAAGAAAAAAAGUUUCAUCGUCUUGACUUCGAAAGUAACAACAUCGAGUACUUCCAAAAGGCUAGUAACAACAAUGCUGCAAAAUUCUAAUAGGACAAACUUUAAUAGAUAGCUUCACAAAAGUAACUGGAAGAGGAUGAAUUCAGAGCCAAAGCCUGUUCCAACUUCACAUUGGCCCUUGUUGGAUAAUUUCAAUAAUGUGGCAAUUGCAAAAUAGAGAAAAAAUAUCAUAAACUUGACACAGCUGGACAAAUCGCCUAUCAACCAAAAUCACAACAAACCAAACCUGUCUAAUAGACUCAACAACAAACAAAACUCACUGCAGUUGCUGAAGUUGUCUAAGAAACUAUGAUGGUUUAAUCCGUAAAAGACAGGAUCAAUUAAAUGAAUAAGAAAAAUCAAGGCACCAACGAGCCUCAAUUCAGACCUAGCAUUAAAAAGGAAGAAGUUAAAGAGAAGGUUCUUGGAUAAGCAGAAAUAGUCACAGAAUAAGUCUUCACUACUGUAUCUGAUAAAAAGAGUGUUUUUGACAAAUAGAGAGUCAGAAAAACCAUAGAGUAAUCCACUUAACAAAUUAGAGAAUAAUAGAACUCUGAAGGAAUUAGAAAGGCAGAAUCGUAAUACAUUACAUCAUAAGACAAUGCUCAAGAAUAACAAGAAUAGCUCAUUCAGAAUUAAAAUCAAUUCCAAGAGAAUAAUUAAGAAGGCUCUCAGGAAAAUUAAUAAUAGGAAUAAUAAUUUGAAAAUAAUUAAGAUUAAUAAUAUUAACAUUAAGUGGAGGAAUAAUAAUAAGAAGAAUAAUAAGUAGAAUAAUAAUAAGAAUAAUAAGUAGAAUAAUAAGAAUAAUAAUAGGAAUAAUAAUAAGAAUAAUAAGAAGAAUCAUAAGAAUAAUAAUAAGAAGUUAUAUUAUAACAAUAAGAAUAAGAAGAAUCAAAUAAUUAAAAUGAAUUGGUUGAAUAAUCCGAACAAUAAAAUGAUUAAUAAAAUGAAGGACAAUAAGAUAAUUAAUAAUAAGAAGAAGCUAAUAAUCAAGAAGAGGCUGCUGAUAUCUAUUGA